Molecule: messenger RNA, 6106 nt
Organism: Panicum hallii
Lineage: Eukaryota; Viridiplantae; Streptophyta; Magnoliopsida; Poales; Poaceae
Product: callose synthase 11-like
Exons: 3
Coding region: 341-5722 (1793 amino acids)
Biological process (GO): (1->3)-beta-D-glucan biosynthetic process
Cellular component (GO): 1,3-beta-D-glucan synthase complex; plasma membrane
Molecular function (GO): 1,3-beta-D-glucan synthase activity
Source: RefSeq, a predicted model, not a curated record
UAUCUGCUCGUCGUCGUCGUCAUCAUCAUUGUACCACCGGACCAUACAGCGCACGGAAACACUAGCUCGCGUCGCGUACUCGCGCCCAUGGCUGGUUAGACACCCCAGAAGCGAAGCAAAGCAAAGCAAAGCGAGCGAGCCAAACCCCACGACGCCAGCCUGCCCAGCCUCGCGACCGGACCACGCUUCACUCGAGUGGACCUGGACUCCGCCGCCUCCCCCUCCCCGGAAAAGCUGAAGCAAACAAACGCAAACGGCCUCAUCCCAUCACAUGAUUCCCAGCUCCCACCUCACCGCCGCAUCGCGUCACCGCAAUCUUCUGCUUCGCGGGCCGUGAGGGAUGAGCCUCCGCCGCAACCGCCGCGCCGCCGCCGCCGCCGCCGCGGCGGCGGCGGCGGCGGCGGGAGGAGGAGGGGGUUACCCGGAGCCGGCGGCGUACAACAUCAUCCCGAUCCACGACGUGGUGAUGCACGGGGAGCACCCGUCGCUGCGGUUCCCGGAGGUGCGCGCGGCCGUGGAGGCGCUGGCGCACGCUGAGGACCUGCCGGCGCCGCCGCUCGCCCGCGCGUGGGACGCCUUCCGCGCCGACCUCUUCGACUGGCUCGGCGCCACCUUCGGCUUCCAGCUCCACAACGUCCGCAACCAGCGGGAGCACCUCGUGCUCCUCCUCGCCAACGCGCAGCUCCGCGCGGGCGGGACCCUCCCCCUGGACCACCCCGCCGACGUGCUGCACCACUCCAUCGCGCGCGGCAUCCGGAAGAAGCUCCUCAAGAACUACACGUCCUGGUGCUCGUACCUCGGCAAGAGGCCGCAUGUCUAUGUGCCCGGCGCCGGCCGCCGCGUUCAGGGGGUCGGCCCGGACACUCGCCGCGACCUACUGUACACCGCUAUGUACCUCCUCAUCUGGGGGGAGGCGGCCAAUUUGAGGUUCAUGCCCGAGUGCCUCUGCUACAUCUUCCACUACAUGGCGCUCGACCUCAAUCAUGUCAUCGACCAGUCGAUUGAUGUCGAGACAGGGAGGCCAUCCAUUCCUGCGGUGCAUGGUGAGGAUGCUUUCCUUGAGAAGGUCGUGACGCCAAUUUAUAAUGUGCUCAAGGCCGAGGUGGAGUUUAGCCGGAAUGGGACCAAACCUCACUCGGCCUGGAGGAAUUAUGAUGAUGUGAAUGAGUACUUCUGGAGCCGCAGAGUUUUCAAGCGGCUCCAGUGGCCCCUAUCUCCGGCGAGGAGUUUCUUUAUACAGCCAGGAAAUGCUGGGCGUAUUGGCAAGACUGGUUUUGUUGAGCAGAGGUCAUUCUGGAAUGUUUACCGUAGCUUUGAUCGGGUAUGGGUGAUGCUCAUUCUGUUCUUUCAAGCAGCUAUGAUUGUUGCAUGGGACGGUCGCACUCCUUGGGAUAGCCUUCGCUUCCGUGACAUCCAGGUCCGGGUGCUGUCUGUGUUCAUCACCUGGGCUGCGCUGCGCAUUGUGCAGGCUGUGCUUGAUGCAGGAACACAGUACAGUCUUGUGAGGCGGGAGACUGCAUUGCUCGCUGUCCGGAUGGUGCUCAAGGUGUUUGUGGCAGUUGGGUGGACUAUCACAUUCAUUGUGCUCUAUGUUCGAAUGUGGGAUCAGAGGUGGCGUGAUCGCAGGUGGUCUUUUGCUGCCAAUUCAAGGGUGUUGAACUACCUGGAGGCAGCUGCUGUGUUUAUCAUCCCACAGGUGCUUGCACUUGUGCUCUUCAUCGUCCCAUGGAUUCGGAAUUUUCUGGAGAAAACCAACUGGCGAAUUCUAUAUGUUCUCACCUGGUGGUUCCAGACCCGAACAUUUGUUGGGCGUGGUGUGAGGGAGGGACUCAUUGAUAACAUCAAAUAUACCACAUUCUGGGUGUGCCUUCUCACUGCUAAGUUCAUGUUCAGUUACUUUCUCCAGAUUAAGCCGAUGGUGGGGCCAACAAAGACAAUUCUCAGCCUCCAUGACAUCCGGCGUAACUGGUUUGAGUUUAUGCCUCACACAGAGCGGAUUGCUGUAAUCUUGCUGUGGAUUCCAGUUGUCCUUAUUUAUCUCAUGGAUAUUCAGAUAUGGUAUGCAGUCUUCUCAUCACUUACGGGGGCACUUAUUGGGCUGUUCUCACAUCUGGGGGAGAUUCGCAGUGUUGAGCAGCUGCGCUUGAGGUUCCAGUUCUUUGCAAGUGCGAUGCAGUUCAAUUUGAUGCCAGAGGAGCACCUGGAUGCUCAGCGUGGUGGCCUCCGAAGCAAGCUGUAUGAUGCAAUCAAUCGUCUGAAGCUGAGAUAUGGCUUUGGUCGUCCAUAUCGGAAGAUUGAAGCUAAUGAGGUGGAAGCUAAGAGGUUUGCCCUGAUAUGGAAUGAAAUUAUUCAGACAUUUAGAGAAGAGGACAUCAUUAGUGACAAGGAAGUUGAGCUUCUUGAGCUGCCACCAGUUGUGUGGAAAAUUCGUGUGGUACGGUGGCCAUGCUUCCUGCUAAAUAAUGAGCUGCUUCUUGCUCUCAGUCAGGCAAAAGAGCUGGUAGCUGAUGACAGGACACACUGGGCAAGGAUAUGUAACAAUGAGUACAGGCGAUGUGCUGUCAUUGAAGCUUAUGACAGUAUACGUCACUUACUACUGGAGAUAAUUGAGGAGAGAACUGUUGAGCACAUUAUAGUCAGUCAGCUGUUCCUUGCAUUUGAUGCUGAAAUGGAUAAUGGGAAAUUUUCUGAAGAAUAUAAGCUAGAGCUGUUACCUGAAAUCCAUUCAUCUGUAAUCACCUUAGUGGAACUGUUGCUGAAGGAGAAGAAGGAUCAGACCAAGAUAGUUAAUACCUUGCAGACGCUUUAUGUCUUUGCAAUUCAUGAUUUUCCAAAGAAAAAGAAGGACAUGGAACAGCUGAGGCAAGCAAAGCUAGCACCAUCAAAGCCAGAGGAAUCCAGUCUCCUCUUUGAGGAUGUCAUAAAAUGCCCCAGCAAUGAUGAUGUUAGCUUCUACAAACAGGUGAGGCGCCUCCAUACAAUUCUCACAUCCAGGGAUUCUAUGAACAAUGUCCCAAAGAAUCCUGAGGCCCGACAGCGUAUAACUUUCUUCAGCAACUCUCUAUUCAUGAAUAUGCCUCGUGCUCCAACAGUUGAGAAGAUGAUGGCAUUCAGUGUUUUAACCCCAUACUACAAUGAGGAUGUGAUGUACAACAGGGACCAGCUUCGUCGUGAGAAUGAAGAUGGUGUCUCGAUUUUGUUUUAUCUCCAAAAGAUCUAUGAAGACGAUUGGUGGAACUUUUUAGAACGUAUGCGGAGGGAAGGAAUGACUAAUGAUGAUGAAAUUUGGACUGUGAAAUAUCAGGAGCUUCGACUUUGGGCCUCGUAUAGAGGCCAGACCUUAGCACGGACUGUUAGGGGAAUGAUGUAUUACCACAGGGCUCUCAAGAUGCUUGCUUUUCUUGAUACUGCCUCUGAGGUAGACAUUACAGAGGGGACGAAACAUCUUGCAUCCUUUGGUUCAAUUAGGCAUGAGAAUGAUGUGUAUCCCAUGAAUGGUGGUUUGCAGCAACGACGGCAGAGGAGGUUAGACAGAGGAACCAGUACUGUAAGCCAAUUGUUCAAAGGCCAGGAAGAUGGUGCUGCUCUCAUGAAGUACACCUAUGUGGUCGCUUGCCAGAUAUAUGGAAACCAGAAAAUUGCUAGAGAUCAACGUGCUGAAGAUAUUUUGACUCUCAUGAAGAAAAAUGAGGCACUCCGAGUUGCUUAUGUUGAUGAGGUCCAUCACCAGGGCUAUACUCAAUACUAUUCUGUCCUGGUAAAGUUUGACCAGAGCUUGCAUAGGGAGGUUGAGAUAUACCGGAUUAGGUUACCAGGUCCGCUGAGGCUUGGGGAAGGAAAGCCUGAAAACCAGAAUCAUGCUAUUAUAUUCACAAGAGGAGAUGCAGUUCAAACAAUUGACAUGAACCAGGAUAAUUAUUUUGAGGAGGCACUUAAAAUGCGUAACCUGUUAGAGCAGUACAACUAUUAUCAUGGGAGCAGAAAACCAACACUUCUGGGAGUUCGAGAGCAUGUUUUCACUGGAUCCGUAUCUUCACUUGCUUGGUUCAUGUCUGCACAGGAGACAAGCUUCGUUACCCUUGGUCAGCGGGUCCUAGCUAAUCCAUUGAAGGUUCGGAUGCAUUAUGGGCAUCCUGAUGUAUUUGAUCGUCUUUGGUUUUUGACUCGGGGUGGUUUAAGUAAGGCAUCAAGAGUGAUCAAUAUCAGCGAGGACAUAUUCGCUGGUUUCAACUGUACCCUGCGUGGUGGCAAUGUUAGUCACCAUGAAUAUAUUCAGGUCGGUAAGGGCCGUGAUGUUGGCCUCAAUCAGAUAUCAAUGUUCGAAGCAAAGGUUUCCAGUGGCAAUGGUGAGCAGACCCUUAGUAGGGAUAUCUACAGACUUGGUCAUAGACUGGAUUUCUUCCGGAUGCUCUCUGUGUUUUAUACAACAGUAGGGUUCUACUUCAACACAAUGCUGGUGGUCUUGACAGUUUACACAUUUGUUUGGGGACGCCUGUAUCUAGCUCUCAGUGGUCUUGAGGCUGGUAUUCAGGGCAGUGCUAAUUCAACCAACAACAAAGCCUUGGGUACUGUGCUUAAUCAACAAUUCAUCAUACAAAUUGGCCUCUUCACUGCCUUGCCAAUGAUUAUAGAAAACUCUCUUGAACAAGGUUUUCUACCUGCUAUCUGGGAUUUUUUCACAAUGCAAAUGAAUUUUUCAUCUCUGUUCUACACAUUUUCCAUGGGAACGAAGAGCCAUUACUAUGGCCGGACAAUCCUUCAUGGCGGUGCAAAGUACCGUGCUACUGGUCGUGGUUUUGUUGUGCAACACAAGAGUUUUGCUGAAAAUUACAGGCUUUAUGCUAGGAGCCACUUUAUAAAGGCAAUAGAACUUGGAAUAAUAUUGACUGUGUAUGCUGCUCACAGUGUUAUUGCCAGGAAUACACUUGUUUACAUAGUCAUGAAUAUAUCUAGCUGGUUUCUGGUGGUAUCAUGGAUUAUGGCUCCAUUUGCCUUUAAUCCGUCUGGUUUUGACUGGCUGAAAACAGUGUACGAUUUUGACGAUUUCAUGAACUGGAUCUGGUAUCCUGGUGGUCUCUUUUCUAAGCCUGAGCAGAGCUGGGAAGUGUGGUGGUAUGAGGAGCAAGAUCAUCUACGGACCACUGGUCUUUGGGGAAAGAUUUUGGAAAUACUGUUAGAUCUCAGGUACUUCUUUUUCCAGUAUGGGGUUGUAUACCAGCUGAAGAUAGCAAACAAUAGCAGAAGUAUUGCUGUUUAUCUGCUUUCCUGGAUAUGUGUGGCUGUGAUUUUUGGUGUGUUUGUCCUAAUGUCCUAUGCUCGAGACAAGUAUGCAGCAAAGCAUCACCUUUACUACAGGCUUGUCCAAACUGCCGUCAUCAUUCUUGUGGUGCUCGUGCUGGUAAUAUUUCUGAAGUUCACAAAAUUUGAAAUCAUUGACAUCUUCACUAGUCUUUUGGCAUUCAUUCCUACUGGUUGGGGCUUGAUUUCAAUCGCUCAAGUAAUUCGGCCAUUUAUCGAAUCCACUGUGGUAUGGAACAGUGUUAUUUCUGUGGCACGUUUAUAUGAGAUACUACUUGGGGUGCUCGUUAUGGCUCCAGUUGCGUUGUUGUCCUGGUUGCCGGGAUUUCAAGAGAUGCAGACAAGGGUACUUUUCAAUGAAGGUUUCAGCAGGGGCCUCCAGAUAUCCCGCAUUCUUACUGGCAAAAAAGCGAAUACAGCUUGAGGUAUCUAACCGGAUUGUUGCGGAUUCGUGGCAUAGCAGUGCUCCAUCUCCUAUGUACAGCUUCCUGAUUCAAUAUGGAAGGGCUUUCUGCUUACUGAUAUAGCUUAGAUCCAUAUUGAACUAUUUUGGUAGCUUCAGCUAUCUAGUUUAGGUGUCCAGAUUUGUGCUUUUGGCAAUGUAGGUCUUCAUUUUUUGUACAUUGGUAGAGCUAGUUGUGUGUAGCUGAUUCCGUUGCAGCACCACCGGUGAGCUCUGGUGAAUUAUUUGUUGGCCUAGCCAGAUGGUUCCAUCUUUUUGUGCUAGAAAAUGGUGUGUGUGAAUGAUAAUGCUUGGCUGAAGGUACAGAAGGUGCCAAAUCUACACAGCUAUCGUAUUUAUCGUCCC